Asparagus officinalis (garden asparagus) is the source of this 1668-nucleotide messenger RNA. Its product is annotated as dol-P-Man:Man(5)GlcNAc(2)-PP-Dol alpha-1,3-mannosyltransferase. Lineage: Eukaryota; Viridiplantae; Streptophyta; Magnoliopsida; Asparagales; Asparagaceae. The transcript has 13 exons. Gene Ontology annotation, molecular function: dol-P-Man:Man(5)GlcNAc(2)-PP-Dol alpha-1,3-mannosyltransferase activity. Bases 123 to 1403 code for a protein of 426 amino acids. The record is from RefSeq and is a predicted model, not a curated record. Gene Ontology annotation, cellular component: endoplasmic reticulum.
UCCGUCUUCCACCUCGACGUCCACAGAGCGAGUAAGAUUACGAGGAAAAAGCCAGACUUUUCCAAAAAAAAUUCUGGUGAAAGAAAAACCCUAAAAACCUUACAAGCAAAAUAGUGGCGAGAAUGAGAUCAAUCGAGAAGAAAAGGAGAGCUCUCAGUGGAUACAAGAUCUCAAAAGCAGUGGCCUUCGCCUCAGCCCUAAUCAUUCUCGACGCAAUCCUAGUCUCGCUCAUCGUCGCAUUCGUCCCAUAUACCAAGAUCGAUUGGGAUGCUUACAUCUCGCAGGUUGACGGGUUUCUUGGAGGAGAGAGGGAUUACAGUGAGCUGAAAGGGGAUACUGGGCCAUUGGUAUAUCCAGCUGGGUUUUUGUAUGUGUACUCUGCAAUCAAGUUCGUUACUGGUGGUCAGGUCUUUCCUGCUCAGAUUUUAUUCGGCAUCUUGUAUAUUGUUAAUCUGGGAAUCAUCUUUCUCAUCUAUGUAAAGACUGACUUGCUUCCAUGGUGGACCCUUAGCUUGCUUUGUUUGUCAAAGCGAAUUCAUUCCAUCUUUAUGCUUCGUCUCUUCAAUGACUGCUUUGCAAUGACUCUGCUUCAUGCUUCGUUAGCUCUGCUUCUUUACCAAAAGUGGCAUCUGGCGUUACUCAUUUUCAGUGGAGCUGUAUCAAUUAAGAUGAAUGUUCUUCUGUAUGCUCCACCUUUGCUUCUACUAAUGUGGAAGGGUAUGAGUAUUAUGGGGUUGCUUUCUGCAUUGUUAGGUGCUGGAUUGUUGCAGAUCCUAUUCGGUCUACCUUUUUUGUUGUCACAUCCAGUUGCAUACAUCUCAAGGGCCUUCAAUCUUGGACGUGUUUUCAUCCAUUUCUGGUCUGUUAAUUUUAAAUUUGUUCCAGAAGAGCUAUUUGUGUCAAAAGGAUUUGCAAGCGCUUUGCUGGCUCUUCAUCUUACAUUGCUUCUGCUGUUUGCGCAUUAUAAAUGGUCCAAGCAUGAAGGAGGGCUCAUUCAUCUAGUGCAAAAAAGACUUCACAAUGCUAUGCAAAAGUCCUCCCAUCAAUCUGUUCCUUCUGAAUCAAGCUAUAGGCCUCUCAGUAAGGAACAUAUUGUAACUCUCAUGUUUGUUGGGAACUUCAUCGGCAUCAUGUGUGCCCGUUCUCUGCAUUACCAAUUCUAUUCUUGGUAUUUCUUCUCUUUGCCUUUUCUAUUAUGGAAAACUCCUUUUCCAACUCCUCUACGGUUGAUAUUGUUCUUUGGUAUUGAAUUCUGCUGGAAUGUUUAUCCAUCCAACACAUUUUCUUCUGUGUUAUUAUUUUGUUUACAUCUAUUCAUACUAUGGGGUCUUUGGAUUGCCCCAAGUGAAUAUCCUACAUCGAUCGAAAACCCCCUCAACAAAAGAAAGAAUAAUAUGGCAUAAUACAAUGGAACAAUCUGAAGGCUGGGCACUUCAUCGGUCAAUGAUUGCAGAAAUCAUCCUAGCUUUUUAUGAUGACCCAGCAUGCAAAAUUUUAUGGUGAUACCAAGGUUUUUAAGAGGAGAUUUCUUUAAGGGGUCCUUGGAAAAUUGCCUUUGAUAAGCAUAUUGUAUUAAAUACAUUUUCUUGUUUUUGUCCUUGUCUCUAACUAGUUACUUGUGUCCACACUAAUGAAGGGAAAUUUUGCAAUACAUUAUAUCUUUUAUGA